CAGUUACUUAACCGACGAUAGCGAGGGACGAUAAUAAAAGAAGGGAAGAAGAAGAAGAGAGAGAGAGAGAGAGAGAGAGAGAGUAGGGCUCAGAUCUACUACAGCCAAACACCCCUCAACCACAACAACAACUACAACGAAAGCAACGACUACAACAAAAGCAUAGGGCUUCGUUACUCCUUUUCUUCCUAUCUUUCUCUCUGUAUCUCAGACUCUUUUCUUUUGUAUUCUGUCUUUUCUCUCUCUCUCUCUCUAUCUCUCUCCAUCUCUCGAGACAGAAAGAGAGAGAGAGAGGGAGGUAGACAUCGGAUCCGUUCCCUGACUCCGAGAUCGAAAAGGGAUUUAUCGGGUUUCGGAUUCGAAUCUCUCUGUCUGUGUUUCUGUCUUUGUCGGAUCUCUCAAAACCCGAUUUUCAUUUCUUCUUUCUGAUUUAACAACGGCUGUGGUAGGAUUUGAGGAAAAAGGAGGUGAGAAGGGGAUACGAUCUGAUCCUUCUAUCUUGUGGGGGUGGGGCAUUCAGAUGGGAAUGCCCCAACCAUGAGCCAUUCUCAUUACCAAGAAGAGGAAGAAGAAGAAGAAGAAGAAGAAGAGCAUUUCUUUGAAUCUCUUGAUCGGAUCCUUUCGUCGUCUUCGCCGUCGUCCUCGUCCUCUGAAACCGACCAGGUCGGUGUUGGAGGGAGGAGGAGGAGGAGGAGGAGAGGCCCUCCUCCUUUCGCUGAUUAUGUGCAAUCGUUGCCUUCAUCAUCGCCGCCGAAUCAAAUUCCCGACAUGGCUGUCUACGACGUCUGGAUCGCGGAGCCCGCGCCGGUUGAGGAGCGCCGCAGGCGCCUCCUCCAGCAGUUGGGUCUGAGCAAUGACAGAACCCUCGCGAGGCUGAAGUCCAUGGCUGUCAUUGAGGACGAUGACGGUGGUGGUGGUGGUGGUGAUGCACAGGUCCCCUCUUCUUCCGGCAGUAGCAGGACUGUGGAGAUCAAGCGAUCUGCAUCGUGCAACGACCAGCUGCAGUUGAAUCAGGGCUGCACAAGCGCCAAUUCGCCCAUUCCUCGAUCCAGGUCAGACAGUGGCCCAGCCACCAUUUCAGCUUCAAACUCUUCCAACUGUUCAAACAAUCACCUUGAUACCUCCUUCCCUCCAAUUCAUUCAAUUCAAUCCAUUCGUUUAUUUCAAUCAGACGAUCCUGUGACCGUUUGUCCUGUACAUAGUGAUAGCAAUAAUACCCCUUACACCUUUCUCCACUCCAAACAUGGAACCAACGACACUAAUUCGCUGCUGGUUGCCAAUGCCGCCUCACCCAAUAAACCCCCAAUUGGGAAAUCAUCUCGGAGAGCGGACCCCACACACCCUGCUAGCUCCCAUGUUGUCACAGCCAAUGAUGACGAUCCAGACAGUAUUGGCCGGGACCGCCUUUGCACAAUCAAGAAUCUCGACAAUGGAAAGGAGUUUGUGGUAAAUGAGUUUGGGGAGGAUGGCAUGUGGAACAAGCUCAGAGAAGUUGGGACGGGCCGCCAGCUCACCCGUGAGGAAUUUGAGAUGUCUGUGGGCCAUUCCCCUAUAGUUCAAGAAUUGAUGCGGAGGCAGAACUUCGAAGAAUCAUUGGGCAGUGGGAAGAAAGAUGAUUUGGAUUCGAGCGGGAAAAGUGGCGGAUCCAAAUCGAAGAAGAAAGGGGGUGGUUGGCUGAAGAGCAUAAAGCACGUUGCCAGCACCAUGACAGGCCACAGGGAGAGGCGGAGCAGCGAUGAGAGGGAUACUUCAUCAGAGAAAGGCGGGAGGAGGUCAAGUUCUGCUACGGAUGACAGUCAGGAUGUCUCUUCUCACACUUCUGAGAGGACCAAGGUCCGAAACUAUGGCAAACCUUACAAAGAGCUUACAGCACUUUACAUGAGCCAAGAGGUUCGGGCCCACAACGGGUCCAUUUGGAGCAUAAAAUUCAGCUCAGACGGGCGAUAUCUUGCAAGUGCUGGGGAGGAUCGUGUAAUUCACAUCUGGCAGGUUGUGGAAUCCGAGAGGAAGGGUGAUCUUCUGACAGAGAAAUUUGAAGAUGGGAAUUCAAUUCCGUUCUUUGGUGGCAAUGGGUCACCCGAACCAACAUUGGUUUCUUCAAAUACAGAGAGCCAUUUGGAGAAAAAGAGGAGAUCAAAGGUCUCUUACAACAGGAAAUCUUUGCACUUGGACCAUGUGGUGGUGCCAGAGAGCGUGUUUGCGCUUUCGGAGAAGCCCAUCUGCUCGUUUAAAGGCCACCUUGCCGAUGUGCUGGAUCUAUCAUGGUCCAAAUCUCAGCAUUUGCUUUCAUCUUCGAUGGACAAAACAGUUAGGCUGUGGCACAUGUCUAGCAAUUCUUGUCUGAAAACAUUCUCACACAGUGAUUAUGUUACUUGCAUCCAGUUCAAUCCUGUGGACGAUAGAUACUUCAUUAGUGGAUCCCUAGAUGCGAAGGUCCGCAUAUGGAGCAUUCUAGAUCGUAAAGUUGUUGAUUGGAAUGAGCUCAAUGAGAUGGUCACUGCUGCAUGCUACACGCCAGAUGGCCAGGGUGCGUUUGUUGGUUCACACAAGGGGAGUUGCCGUUUAUACAACACAUCCGACAAUAAGCUGCAUCAGGAAAGUCAAAUAGAUCUACAAAACAAGAAAAAGAGAUCCGGUGUCAAGAAAAUCACCAGUUUCCAGUUUGCCCCAGGGAGUUCGUCAGAAGUGCUUAUUACAUCUGCAGAUUCUCGAAUCAGGGUUGUUGAUGGUGUUGAUCUGAUUCACAAGUUCAAAGGGUUCCGCAAUACAAGCAGCCAAAUCUCCGCCUCCUUGACUGCAAAUGGGAAAUAUGUGGUCUGUGCCAGCGAGGAUUCUCAAGUGUACGUGUGGGGAUAUGAUGGUGAUUCACGCCCCAGCAGAAGCAAAGGCGUCACAGUCACACAGUCUUAUGAACAUUUUCAUUGUAGAGAUGUAACAGUGGCCAUUCCUUGGCCUGGCGUUGCCAUGGGAAUGGCGAUGCAGGAGACCUGUUGCAGCGAACAGAGCACCGAAGCCUCUACAACCAACCGUCCGGUACGGGUCGAGGGUGCAAACAGACAAGAAGGGUCGCCGUCUGCAUCCGGCUGCGGGGAUAGCCCAUUGCAUGCUGUUCCCAACUCGAAUGGUAAUUACUUCUCCGACAGGACAUCUGCAACGUGGCCUGAGGAAAAGCUGGUCUUGUCGACAGAGAGGCGUUCCUCCCAGAGCAGUGGUGACUUUUUUAGCAGCAGGUCCGCCUGGGGGAUGGUGAUUGUGACUGCUGGGCUCGGAGGGGAAAUCAAGAUAUUCCAAAAUUUUGGCUUGCCAGUUCGGAUUUGAAGAGGCUUGCUAAUCCUACAUGUUGCCUCCUGUGCCACUGGCACACGUGUGCUACAUCCAAGUGUGCAUCGGGCAGGCCACACACAUUCACAUUGAAUUGGGACUGUAACUGUUUUUUCGUUUUGUACGUGUGGUCCACCUGAUCAUGGGAACCGGGCAUCUACACAGCUGAAUCCACAUGACACGCUGCUAGGAUCUGGCGCAUGUGUGUCAUUGCAGUUGGGGUUCAGGGGGUGAUGUGUAGAAUGAGUAAACUUCAGGAUUUGUGGGCGAUGAUCACGGACAGCUAACUGGUGAGGUUCGCAGCAAUGGCAGCAGCUUAUAUUGGCAUUUUGCUGGCCCAUCUCUGCCCAUAUACAUUGUCAUCCUUAGAAUUCAAGCUCUUUAAUUAGUUUUUGUGUAUAGAUAGAUAUAUGGUGAGGAUUGUAAUAUUCAGGGGCCACAUCCCUUCCGUCAGUGCACGUGUAAUUGGAACUGUAGAGUAAGAGCAUGCAAAAGACAGUUUGAUAUCAAUGGAUUCUUUUUUUACGAUUCAAACUCA
Messenger RNA from Magnolia sinica, 3859 nucleotides. RefSeq lists its product as uncharacterized. The record is from RefSeq and is a predicted model, not a curated record. The transcript is spliced from 7 exons. Gene Ontology annotation, molecular function: protein binding. Lineage: Eukaryota; Viridiplantae; Streptophyta; Magnoliopsida; Magnoliales; Magnoliaceae. The coding region runs from base 538 to 3318 and encodes 926 amino acids.